Adineta steineri is the source of this 402-nucleotide messenger RNA. The record is from the annotation of a GenBank genome assembly. NCBI's taxonomy places the organism in Eukaryota, Metazoa, Rotifera, Eurotatoria, Adinetida, Adinetidae.
AUGGCAUAUAACAAUUAUGAUUUUUAUAUACCACAAAAUGGAAGUAUAAUGGUUGAACUAGUGGAUGAUGUCAGUCAAUAUCCAGGAGGUGUUGGACCUCCAUUACCAUUAAGCUAUCAAGAUCUUGGCUAUUCAAAUCCGUAUGGCUCGAAUCGAUAUAAUAUGAAUGCACAAACUGGAAAUUUGUUUGGCUCGAAUCAAUAUAAUACGAAUGCACAAACUGGAAAUUUAUUUGGCUUGAAUCAAUCUAAUACGAGUUCACGACCUUCUGGUAUAAUGCGUUGGGGUCCAGCAUAUACAAUUAUAGGACCACAUCAACCUGAAAUACCACCUGGUGGUGGUGUUUAUGAUCCUAAUUUAGUUGUCCCUGGUAUGCAUAACUUCAAUAUUGGUAUAUACUAG